Penaeus chinensis is the source of this 597-nucleotide messenger RNA. RefSeq names its product scale keratin-like. The record is from RefSeq and is a predicted model, not a curated record. Bases 125 to 442 code for a protein of 105 amino acids. The transcript is spliced from 2 exons. NCBI's taxonomy places the organism in Eukaryota, Metazoa, Arthropoda, Malacostraca, Decapoda, Penaeidae.
AAAAGACAAAAAAAAGUCUGGCAAUGACAUUCGGAACUGUCCUGUGAUCUAUAUAAGCUCGAUUCACUCCAGUUAUUGGCCAUAGUCCUCUCUGUAUUCAGUCGACACUCAUCUCCGAAGCAACAUGAAUCUGGUUUCGAUGAUUCUGGCCGUAGCAAUGGCCCUAACAUGCCUGGUGAGCUGGAGCACCGCCAUGCCUGACCCUGACCCCCUAGCUUUCCCUGACCCCGUGGCUGACGCUGAUCCAGUGGCUGACCCUCAAUUUGGAUCACGUGGCUUCGGAUUCUCUGGAUUUGGGGGUCGUGGAGGCUAUGGAUAUGGAGGUACUGGAGGAUUCAGGGGUCGUGGAAGCUAUGGAUACGGAGGUCGUGGCAGCUAUGGAUUCGGAGGUCGUGGAUAUGGGGGUCGUUACGGCUAUGGACGUGGCGGCUACUACGGAUAAUCGACUUCCUGACACCACACUCUUCCAUUUCACAACAUGACAGAUCACCAACUGAUGUCUGUUGCUUAUUGAGAACAGGUUUAAGUGCAAUUCCCAAGGAAAAGUGGGUACUGUUAUUUAGAAUUUGAUUAACUACUAAAUAAAUGUGAACUGCU